Abrus precatorius (Indian licorice) is the source of this 2529-nucleotide messenger RNA. Its product is annotated as pentatricopeptide repeat-containing protein At1g08610. The coding region runs from base 342 to 2102 and encodes 586 amino acids. The record is from RefSeq and is a predicted model, not a curated record. NCBI's taxonomy places the organism in Eukaryota, Viridiplantae, Streptophyta, Magnoliopsida, Fabales, Fabaceae. Gene Ontology annotation, molecular function: protein binding. The transcript has 2 exons.
CUAGUCGUAGGCUUUUGGGUUUUAGAUAUGAGAAUUGAGAACCCAUAGGCAUAGCUCAACGCCGCCUCAACCAUUGACGCUCUUCCCUCCAACGUCACUGCAUUUGUGAACGCUUCUCCCUCACGACUUUGCUUCUGCUUCUGAGUGUCUGGUGGGUUUUUCUUUUCAAGUGGAAAAGAGGUUAAGGUGAAUGUGAUGCCGUGUAGGUGGAUUAUAUCAAUCUGCCCGAACUGAUAUGUUUAUUGGGCUUAAUUGAGCAAAAAGAUAUAAAUAGCUUGAAGUGCACCAUUGUAGAUCUUUGUGGCUUGAGAGAGUACGAUUAGUAUACCUGAGCAACAAAGAUGGGGUAUAUGGCUACACUACAAAAUAAUAUUUUCAGCUUUCAUUCUUUGAAUGGUUUGCAAGGCUGUAACAAACAAGAGAGCUGUUUUUUGGGUGCUAGUUCUGCUUUGGAUCAUAGUUCAAGGAAAAAAUCACCUACCCUACACCAAAUUUGUUUUAGCGGUGCACCUAAAUAUUUUUUUCCCAGGAAAGGAUUUCAGUGUCGAAGUUUUCGGGGAAGUGUUUUAGUUGAUAGAGUUAAUGAGAUUGACCAUGAAGAUUGGGGUUUUGGAAGUGAUAAUGACAAUGAAAGGGGAAAAUCCAUGGAACUAGCGGAUUCAAACAAGUUUAUAAACUCUCCAAGUUUGUCCCCAGAAAGACCGUUUAUCCAAAAUGAUGAAAUGACCAACAAUAAAAUUCUUCAGAAGCUUUGCAGUCAAGGAAGGUUAACGGUUGCAGCAAAGUUGAUUGAUAUUAUGGCACGCAAAAGUCAAAUACCCCAUUUCCCUUCUUGUGCAAAUUUGAUCCGAGGUUUUAUCAGAAAUGGUCUGAUAGAUAAAGCUUGCAAAAUAAUGAAUGUAAUGGUUAUGUCUGGUGGUGUUCCUGAUAUAAUUACUUACAACAUGGUGAUUGGUGGCCUGUGUAAAAGGGGUCAUUUAAAAUCUGCUAUUGGUCUGGUAGAAGAUAUGAGCUUGAGUGGUUGCACCCCAGAUGCAAUUACCUAUAAUUCAAUAAUUCGCUGCAUGUUUGAUAAGGGAGAUUUUAAUCAGGCUGUUAGUUUCUGGAAGGACCAAUUGAGAAAAGGUUGCCCUCCUUAUCUGAUUACCUAUACGGUGCUUAUUGAGCUGGUAUGCAAAUAUUGUGGGGCUGCUCAAGCCCUAGAAGUACUGGAAGACGCGGCAAGGGAAGGCUGUUAUCCUGAUAUCAUUACAUAUAACUCUCUUGUUAAUUUUACUUCUAAACAAGGGAAAUAUGAUGAUACUGCUCUGGUUAUAUCUAAUCUUCUAUCCCAUGGAAUGCAGCCGAAUGCUGUGACAUACAAUACUCUCAUCCACUCUCUUAGUAGCCAUGGAUAUUGGGACGAAGUUGAUUAUAUUCUGAAGAUUAUGAAUGAGACUUCCAGUCCUCCUACGCUUGUUACGUACAAUAUUCUGCUAAAUGGUUUAUGUAAAUCUAGACUUUUAGAUCGAGCCAUAAGCUUCUACAGCAUGAUGAUUACUGAAAACUGUUCACCAGACAUCAUAACAUACAAUACUCUUCUAAGUGCUUUGUGUAAGGAGGGGUUUAUAGAUGAGGGCAUCAAGUUACUUAACUUACUGGUAAGUACGAACUGUUCUCCUGGGUUGGUCACCUAUAAUACUGUAAUUGAUGGGUUGGCUAGAAUGGGAUCUGUGGAAUCAGCAAAAGAAUUGUAUGAUGAAAUGGUGGAGAAAGGAAUCGUUCCUGAUGAAAUUACUCACAGUAGUUUGGCUUGGGGUUUUUACCGGGUGGACCAACUUGAGGAAGCUGCAGAAGUAUUAAAGGAGAUGCAUAAGAAAGAACAAAAGAUUAAAAAUACUGCUUAUAGAUGUGUAAUCCUUGGAUUAUGCAAGCAAAUGAAGGUUGAUAUUGCAAUUCAAGUUCUAGAUUUGAUGGUGAAAAGUCAAUGCAGGCCAGAUGAUAGGAUAUAUUCUGCUUUAAUUAAAGCUGUUGCUGAUGGGGGUAUGGUGAAAGAGGCUAAUGAUUUGCAUCAGAGGUUGAUCAAAUGGAAGAUUCUAAAAAAGGAAGUCAUGUUCAGUUAGUUGGAAUUUGCACUAAAAGAUUGGCCAAAAUUAAUAAUGCUUCUGGCCAUGUACAGAUUAUACGUUCCUAUCAGGUGAUUCUUUAGAUCCCUUUUGAUUGUGAGAUUUUGAUUCUCUCCUGUUUGGAUGGGGUGUCAUACUCCCCAACUUCUCUCCAUCUCUAUUGCUCCCUGUUCAUGGAAGAUACUAGAGAGAGAUUGAAAAUUUGGGAAACAGAUCUUCCCCUGAAUAGAAUAGAAUGGAAUCCGACUCUUUUUGAGAUCUACUAAUUGUCUGUGGAAUGUAAGGAUGCUACCCCCAUAAGUUUUUUGCUUCUAGUUCAUGCCAUUAUUUAAAAAUUUUGAUGCGGUUACUUUUUAAUUAUUCUAAAACAAUCUGCCAUAAUGAUGUAGCAUUUCCCCCAUUGUUUUAUCUAUAAGCUCGUAAU